Molecule: messenger RNA, 1500 nt
Organism: Liolophura sinensis
Lineage: Eukaryota; Metazoa; Mollusca; Polyplacophora; Chitonida; Chitonidae
Product: E3 ubiquitin-protein ligase TRIM13-like
Exons: 9
Coding region: 204-1421 (405 amino acids)
Molecular function (GO): zinc ion binding; protein binding
Source: RefSeq, a predicted model, not a curated record
AUACGAUAUGUAGAACCCAGUAAACCACCAUGGUCAUUCAGAUGAGCACAGGAAGUACGUUCAAUGCACAAGCGACAAGCAGAGACACGAAUGCCCAAUGUAAUACAGAACCACGUAUCCUGUAAUCUGUGGCAGCCGUAGACACCAGGUCGGAACAUCUCAGGGGAGACAUCACUUCCUGUUUACAGACAGACGCUGUCCUCAUGGAGUGUCCCGUGUGCUUGGAUUCCUUCACUCUCCCCGUCGUGCUACCUUGUGGACAUACCCUUUGUCGGGACUCCUGUGCCCACGGGUUGAUCCGUGAUGACCGUCUUAAGUGCCCCACUUGUCGGACUGACCACUGGGUUCCCGAGGGGGUGGAGAAUCUUCCCAGGAACUAUGCUCUCCAGGAGUUCUUGGAGCAGCCUGGAGAGGGGUCGACUGAGGAUGGACCGACAGAGAGUAGUCCUUUCUGUGUGGACCACGCAGACGUCAAUGUCAGCAUGCUGUGUGUCCAGUGUUACCAGCCCGUCUGUGUGAGGUGCUGUCUGGCCACACCUGGAGGGGAUCCCCCUAAACACUUCCAGCACGCGGUGAUUCCUGGGCAAAACGCCUCAGAAUACAUACAGUCUGUUUCGGUUUGGAUCACUGAGUACCUCCAGUCCCGCCGGGAGGAGGAACUCUCGCGCUUUGACAGCCUCUCAGAAGCCACAGUUAGCCAACAGCAUUUGUUGAAGACAGGGCGUUCCUGUAUACAAAAGGAAAAGAAAAGGUUGAAGCGCCUUCGUGACCACAGAAGUCAGCAUCUGAUAGGUCAGUUGCAGACUGUGGUGGCUUCAUCAGAUCUUCCCAACCAAUCCGAAGCCGUGUUACAAAGAAUUCUUGAAUAUGAUUCGCUUGAAGAUCAGUGCCAAGCAUUAUUACAAAUGGAAGAGAAUGACAGCGAGGCAAAAGUUUGGCAGAAAUGUGAAGAUUUUAAAAGAUUAUUACAACGACUUGAUAGUCUGCCAUCCACGAAUGACCAACCCAUAUCCCACCAAGUCCUUUCCGCCGGGAACUUUGUACUGAACACCGAUCCUUUGAAGUUUGCUCUCACUCUGGAUUUAGAGCCACCAUCACCGCCUCAAUUUUCUCCGGAGGACUGUGUGUUUGGCGACUCAUCUGCCGCCAUUGCUUGGUUGUUUUCACCCGAAGAUCACGUGACUUACUUCACUAUUUAUUACGAGACAGCCAUCUAUUGCAACGGAAUGUGUAAUGAUCGUCAGUCAUUCGAUGUGGCGGACUUUGGCCAAUCAAAAGCUCAGACUACAAUCCGCGGCCUUCAGCGUCACCAUAGAUACCGCCUGUACGUCAUUGCCAGGAACAAUGCUGGUCCCAGCCAGAGGUCACAUUUGUUGUAUUUUAAAACAGGCAACGGGGAUAGUGAUGUGAAAAUAAUCUAACCCCUACAUAUCCCACAAUUAAUUUGCAUUACCUGUCCAGGUCUCAUGUGUGAUUUAUGUUGUUUAAUACAGACAUUCC